Messenger RNA from Peronospora matthiolae, 255 nucleotides. Lineage: Eukaryota; Oomycota; Peronosporomycetes; Peronosporales; Peronosporaceae. The record is from the annotation of a GenBank genome assembly.
AUGUCCUCAUCACCAAACGAGUCAAAGACUCUGUGUGACUACCUCGGAAUAGAGGAGGCAGUGGACUAUGGUAGCGAUACCAGUGUCCAGGGUGAUACAGGGACAAUGUCCGACUCAUUGAUGCCUGAGGCACAACCUUCGAACAACUUAAGUCCGUUCUCUGAACGUGGAGAUGCGAGCGCGCCACUGGUGCAGCAUUCAACACCUGGUUCUGAUGAAACUAUCAUCACGAACCCGCUCGAUGAGCAAGAAUAA